Molecule: messenger RNA, 4564 nt
Organism: Cryptotermes secundus
Lineage: Eukaryota; Metazoa; Arthropoda; Insecta; Blattodea; Kalotermitidae
Gene: AkhR
Product: gonadotropin-releasing hormone receptor
Exons: 9
Coding region: 1781-3001 (406 amino acids)
Biological process (GO): G protein-coupled receptor signaling pathway
Cellular component (GO): membrane
Molecular function (GO): peptide binding; G protein-coupled receptor activity; adipokinetic hormone receptor activity
Source: RefSeq, a predicted model, not a curated record
GACCUCUUGAACUACGGGCGUCUCUCUCGGAUGACCAGUCUGCCCUCUGUCUCUCUGGUAGAUAGAGUCGCCAUUCGAAACAGCUGCGACUCCACACCAGAUCUGAUUCAGGAAGUAACAACAAACGAGCAUCGCAGUAGCCGUGGUGAGGAAGUGCCCGGAAGGAUUUCACCGCGAUCUGGAUUCUACCGUUAGUGUCUGUGUUCGUGCUGGAAACAGCUUGCUGGAUACCUCUCUUAUUCGUGCGGAGGAAGAAUGAACGUAGCAGUUAAUCGAAAGAAAAUUCUGUUUUAAAAUUUGUUUUAAUAAUAUAUAAUUUGCUAUUGUAUAUUGCUUGUGACACAUUGUAGUGCUGUGCCUUGAUUUAUUACGUACAGCCUUACCCUAAAAUAAUAAAUAUUUUAAGAGUGUUUAUCAGCAGAAAUGAAAUAGUGAACUCCGUUGAUAAUGAAGUACUGAACCCAUAGAAAAAUCUGGCAGUUCUUAUAACGGUAACUCUUUGUUGAAUUUCAAGGGAUGUACUUUUCUCGCCAAGGGUAAACAAGAAAAAUCAAAUUGUGUUUACAAACCGAAGAAAGUUCGUGAUAAUUUGACUACUGGGGGCGAUAAAUACCUGUAAUUAUCCAACAGGACAUUAGGAAGAACGGAGACUAUGAUUAAUCCACUUUAUCACAUCAUUACUCAUUCUUAAUAUAAAUUUAAUCUAAGUUUCGAAUGUUUGUAAAUAUUUUUCAUCACACAAUUUUUGAUCAAAACAUGACAAAAGAAACGUCAUUCAGCGAAGUGCAUAUGUUUCAUACUGGAGUGCACUUCAAGACAAGGCGGUAUUUUAAAUGGAUACAACCACUGAAAUACAAAGACACUUGCUUUAACAUUUACCACAUCAAAGCUGCAGUAUAAAAACAUCGCUCAGCGGUUCUGAUUCCAUUCCAAGGAAAUUUUACAUCCAAGAAAUUUCUACGGAAAUACUGAACGAGUUGAUUCACUGGAUUAAGAAAUACUGUAGCAUCUGUUGAUUUCCUAGACCCAGGAAAUUCGCCGUAUUCCUCAACGAUUUCGAAGACGACAUAUAAAAAAAUUAUAUUUCAUCUGUGAACAACGUUUCCGGUCAGUUAAUGCAAUGUUCCGAGAAUGAACGCUCCCAAAACAACGCUACAAGCAAACCAAUGUCGAAAAAUAGUGACAUAACCUUCGUAGUGUUCAAGGAACGCUUGUGAAUUUAUGCGUUUUGUAGUGCCAAUAUUUGUGGUUAGUGUUUUUGGAGCGGAUAGUAGUGAACAGCAAAGCAUCCUGUCAGAACUAUUUGUGCGUGCGUGCAAAUGGAGGUGCAGUGUGAGACAGCCUGCUCGAACAGUUCUGGUCGGUCUGAAAUUUUGCCUCUUCCGACGCUGCUCCUCAGUAUGAAGCACUGUGACGUGGGGACAUCAGAGGACCUGCACAUCUCUCGUCUGCCUCAAUAAGUCAACUUCAGACAAAUUCCUCAGAAAUGGACAGCAGGAAGCCGGGCCCUGGGGAACAUGGAUCCCGCGUGAGCUGUCUCGAUACCUUCCGGUCGCCGGAAGCGUGUGCCAUACAAAUUUGAAAGAUCAGCUUUAUCAACAUUCGCCUCGGAAUUUAUUGGAACGUUUAUUUUGGUUCGGUUUGAGUGAGAGGCUGUUUGCUUGUCAAGGACUCUACUCCGUGGAGCGCUUACGGACCGUCUAGUCCCACCCGUUUAUUCCUGUGCGCAGAACUUGCGAAGCAGAACCGUGUUUCUGCAAGUUGCAUCUGCGGCCCAAGCAUGGCGACCCCGACAACAGGGUUGCCGCCGACAACCGAGUUCCUGUCGGACGACAUGAAGUUUAACGACGGACACCGGAUGUCCAUUAUCACGUACAGCGUGCUGAUGGCGGUGUCCGCCGUCGGCAACAUCACGGUGCUGGUGAACAUCCUGAGGAGGCGCCGGUCCCUACGCUUUGGCAACAACUACAUGUUCAUGCAUCUAGCUAUUGCAGACCUCCUGGUGACUUUCCUGAUGAUGCCACUGGAGAUUGCGUGGAACACCACCGUGUCCUGGAGAGCAGGAGACGCCGUAUGCAGGAUAAUGUCCUUCUUCAGGACGUUUGGACUUUAUCUGUCCAGCUUCGUCAUUGUUUCUAUCAGCCUGGACCGGUGUUUCGCCAUCUUGAGACCCAUGGCGAACGUGGUGAACGUGGCGAAACGUGGCAAGAUGAUGCUCACCGUGGCCUGGUCGCUUGCAACCUUGUGCAGUACACCACAGAUGGUGAUUUUCCACGUGGAGAGACACCCGAAUGUCACGUGGUACGAGCAGUGCGUGGCCUUCAACAUGUUCCCGACGAAGCUGCAUGAGCUAACGUACCGCGUUCUGGGGAUGGCGAUGAUGUACGGCCUGCCGCUUGUGGUCAUCAUUAUCUCCUACGCCUGUAUCAUCGCGGAGAUCUUCAGGCGCUACCAGCUGUCCCAGGACGACAGCUUCCGGCGUUCAAGCCUGGUGUUUUUGACCAGGGCCCGAACCAGGACCCUCAAGAUGGCCAUCAUCAUCUUCGUGGUUUUCUUCAUCUGCUGGACGCCUUACUACGUCAUGUGCCUCUGGUAUUGGAUCGACGAAGCGUCAGCAGGAGCUGUGGACCAGAGGGUCCAGAAGGGUCUCUUCCUGUUUGCCUGCACCAAUUCAUGCAUGAAUCCCAUCGUGUAUGGAUAUUUCAACUUCCGGUCCCGCCGAGGAAGUGGACACGGAGCUCCGCGACGGCGCGCUGACCAGCAGCAUCAGAACGUGAUGCCACUGAACGCCGCGGCGCUCAGCGUCAGCACGACGGGUGCAAACAGCAGGAGGGGAAGCAACUGCAGCAGCAUCUACCGGAGCAACAGCAACCAAAACAUGUGCAAAAACCUGUACAGGCCGGUCCCGAUGGCUCAUAGGAACAACAAGGGGCCGGAUCACCCCAUCGCCCGGAGUAACACGCAGACAACCUCAUUCCGAACGACAGCCAACACACCCUGACUUGGAGCUCUACUGGCAAACAGACAAACUGUAUGCGGCUGGAUGCACCCCAACUCAACACAAGCCCGGGACUUCACGUGUUCUUUCCGUACCUGGUAUUUAAAGGUGAAUGUGAAUUCGUGUAAGCAACGUGAUUUAACUUGAACCGCGUGGAGAAAACUCGAGGUAACUUUGGAAUCAGGCAAACGUGCAACCAUGUGGUACUCACCUAAAGUGAGUGCAAACAAGUCCAGAUAACCCCAAAUACUGGGUAUAUUUUACGCCAUUCCAUAAAUUUUGUAUGAACGCAUUCAACUAUCUCACACAAAUCUGAGUUCCUGUUACAAGGAUUUGUUUGUAUGUGUGAGAGGGAACCAGACAAGAACAUUGUUGGUUUAUUUGUGGCAGUGAAGUACUUUAUAGUCAAGCAAGACGUUCAAAUUACUUACUUAUAGAUUAUAACAAAGCUAUUUCGCGUAGAAUUGUUACGUACAGGAUGACAUUGUGUUAUAUGACCAUGAAUGGUGAGUGGGUUAAUUUUUGGAGAGAAAUUGUUAUGAUUUUUUGAAGAAACUGUCCUAGCGUCACCUGAAGCGAUUUACGAAAACAAUGAAAAACUUCCUAAACCACAGAGUGCGCAAUGGUGCUGGAUGAACUUCUUUGGUGAAGUUUCUUAUGGGUUGCGUUGAUCAUGCAUCCGGAUCGUUAGUGAGUAAAAUUUUGUUUUGCGCGGCGGCAGUAAUGAAGAAUGGAUGUUAAUAUGUCGAUUGGAUUCAGCUGACUCAGAAUAAAGUGAGGAUCUUCUUGAUUAUCUGAAUAAAUAUUAACAUUUCCAGAAGGAUAUGGAGUUAAAUAUGAGAUCUGAUGUUCUCACAGCAGUGGCCAUGAAGAUUACAUUCUUCUGGAAUGUCAUGUCAUGUAGUCUGAUAUGCACAUUUUUGUAUGUACGAAGCUUCUGCUUCCAUUCUCUGUCCUGAAUAUGGAGGCAGCAGAUUUCGCAGAAACAUCGAGAGACAAAUACGAUUACGUCACUAAAGGAGAUGUAACAACUCCUAACCCUAAUAAGUGAAGCCAAAACAGAAGCUUUCAUAUGAAUUGUUGAUCUCACAGGACGGAGGAAAUUGUAACAAAUGUUGAUGAACUAUUCAUCUCGAAUGACUGAAGAAACCUGGAAAAACUGCCACGAUUAAUAUGUCCAGGGUUCUAUUCUGGGACUUGAGUCAAAUGUAAUAUCUAAGAGAUAACUCAGCAUUCAGAACCCAAAUUUUAAUGCAUUUAUGAAAAAAAAAAAGAUACAAUUUAGAGAUAAUUUACGAGUUAAGAAAUGUAUGAAAUAACUUCAGUUUUUUUCAUACUUCAUGCUGGUUUUAUUUAACAAUAAAAAUGAUUUUUGUUUGUGAUUACUAUCCACUACGUAAGAUUUGGAGAUUUCAUGGUACACGCUCUAUAUAAACUUCUCUGGCGAACAGCUGUGUCAAUUGAGCCCAAAACUGACGAUUUCAGAGAUCACCGACCUUGGUGAUGAAAAUGAAGGUGACCACUGCGGCACAGACACGGCUGAUCGCCCCAGAAAAUUUAGAAUAA